UAUCUUGAGCGAAGGAAGCGUCUAGCAAGUAUAGCAUCGUGUGUUGCUUUCUACAGUCAACUGUGCGUUAAGCAUGGCAGGCGAUAGUGAACAGACCCUUCAGAAUGGAGAGGAGCAGCACCGUCAAAAUUACCGUCAACCUUUUCUUAUUGGAGUAGGUGGCGGUACUGCCAGUGGGAAAUCGUCUGUUUGCUCAAAAAUUGUGCAGUUGCUAGGCCAGAAUGAGGUCGACCAUCAUUACAAGCAAGUGGUGAUCUUGAGCCAGGACAGCUUUUACAAAGUACUAACCCCAGAACAAAAAGCCAAGGCACUCAAGGGCCAGUUCAACUUUGACCAUCCAGGUAAGAAUGGCGAGGGAGUGACUCUAUCAGAAGCAAUGGGAAUGAAACCAGGAAUUGUCUACAAAAUGGGCAAUAAUAUAAAAAUGUUAUUGCAAAAAUAUACACAAUAUGACAGGAAGAACACUUCAAUAGAAAAUUACACUAAGAAAUGUGGACGUUGCAGUCAAUAUGUAAAUGUUUCGGUAGAUUGUGAGGUGACUGCUGCUGUUGAUCUGCAGCUUGCUGAUGGAGCAGCUGCUGGUGUCAGGCCUGUGUCUUUGGCUGCGAGUAGUGAAAAGUCCUCAUCACUGUUUCUGCAUCUGAAUGUGUUGAACAUCUGGAUUGAUGCUUUGUUGCCAAGCAUAAUCAGUUUUGUUUUGCUUUGCAGGAAAGAAGAAUCUGUUACUGUAUACCCAGCUGAUGUUGUUCUUUUUGAAGGCAUUCUAGUGUUUUAUAACCAAGAGAUUAGAGAUUUGUUCCAGAUGAAACUAUUCGUUGACACAGAUGCUGACACCAGACUGUCACGCAGAGUGUUAAGAGAUAUCAGCGAAAGAUGUAGAGACCUUGAACAAGUUCUCACUCAGUAUACAACAUUUGUUAAGCCAGCAUUUGAAGAAUUCUGUCUACCGGUAAGUUAA
Protopterus annectens (West African lungfish) is the source of this 958-nucleotide messenger RNA. RefSeq names its product uridine-cytidine kinase 2-like. NCBI's taxonomy places the organism in Eukaryota, Metazoa, Chordata, Ceratodontiformes, Protopteridae. Gene Ontology annotation, molecular function: kinase activity; ATP binding. The transcript has 6 exons. Gene Ontology annotation, cellular component: cytosol; cytoplasm. The coding region runs from base 74 to 958 and encodes 294 amino acids. The record is from RefSeq and is a predicted model, not a curated record.